Molecule: messenger RNA, 393 nt
Organism: Pieris macdunnoughi
Lineage: Eukaryota; Metazoa; Arthropoda; Insecta; Lepidoptera; Pieridae
Source: the annotation of a GenBank genome assembly
AUGAUUUUAUUUUUGCAGGCACUCUGUUUCGUCUCCAUAUUCGCAGUAGCGUUGGCCCAAUAUGGCCACGGGUACGGCCAUGGUUACUCCUCCCAGCACUUUGUGAAGCAUGAUGGGCACCCCGAAGUCGUCCACGGUCAUCACGGGCAUCAUGACUAUCAUACUCAUCCAAAAUACGAGUUCGACUACAAAGUAGAAGACCAUCACACGGGAGACAUGAAGUCUCAACAUGAGCACCGUGAUGGAGACGUGGUAAAGGGCGUCUACUCUCUACACCAGCCUGAUGGUUCCGAAAGGACUGUCCACUACCACGGAGACCACCACACCGGUUUCCACGCUGAUGUGAAAUUCGGUACCCAUCACAUCGUCCCUCAUUAUCAUCAACAUUACUGA